AAGCUAAUCGAACACGCUAGACAAGUGUCUCUUGACCAAAAAAGAGAAACCCCGUCGACUUGUGCUCUGUUCGUUUGUAACAAGUGGGACCAAGUACCAGCAGAAGAAGCUGAUGGGAUCAAGGACCACAUAGUCAGAAAAAUUAAACGCUGCUGGCCUUAUGUAGAUCCUGAAUCUCAGAUCAUUUGCAUGUCUUCAACCAGUGCCAUUAAAGCCCAAACACGUGGAAUUAUUACAGAAGAGUUUACUGCACUGAUGAAUGGAAUUAAGUCCAUGGUUUUAAAAAGUGUCGAGGCAAGACUGUGUAUCCAGUGGAAGUGGCUCUACUACCUUCUUUCACGUGUGGUGUUUCACACGAAAGCGUUCAUUAGUAAUUCGUCCAAAGAUCGUCAGGAAGUUAUUGACAGAAUGAUUUUGAUAAAUGAACGCCUCCAUGGUAUUGAGAAGAAGGAGAACUCAGUUAGAAAGGAGCUACAAGAGCACCUCAAAAACAAAACAGAAAGGGCUGUCACCUCUGUCCAAGUACCUUACGUCUUCAGAUGAUGUGCAGCGCUUCACUUGGUGGACGUCGUACGAUACUCCACCAGCGAUGGCGAGUUGGGAGGUGACCAAAUUCUACAUCUACGAAGCACUGUCGAAGCGACUUCAAGACUUCAUUGCAGCAUGGGAGGAACGUGAACAUGUCUUUUCUGGCGCUCGUAGCUCUCUAAUCCAGCACUUUCAACAGCGAUACAGGUAUGUCGUGGGUCAACUUGAAAACCUGGAGAGCUUCGUCAUAGCAGAUGAUGUACCUGUUCUAUCAAAUGACUCCUCGCCUUCAGAGAAAUUUUCCGUGGCCAGCAAAGUAGUAAUCGGGGUCACAAGUCCUAUUUGGGUUCCAGUUGGCGUUGUUGCUUUUUUAUUAAGCGUUCCAGUUGUCGGGGUUGUGGCUAUGAAAGAAAAGUUAGGAAAAUGGAAUAAGACAAGAAAGUACGAAAAAGACAAGUGUGGCUUCAUGGCAAAAGCCUCUCUAGAAUACCUGCUUGAAGCGGCUAAAGAACCGAAUCUGAGCUCUUUAGUGGUGGAGCAGCUUACUGAGGCUCAAGUGUGCCUCGAGCAGGUUGUAGCUCGCAUUCCCGAGCUUAUCAAGGCUGACAGAAUGUUGUGCCGAAAAUUGACGGAUGAUAACAGCUCACAGAAAAAAUUAGAUUUCUACAGACCUUUGCAUAAUAGGAGUGUACAUUUAAGGGACAAACUUGCCGUUUUCGGCAUUCAAGAAGUAUCCAUCAUGGACAUCAGUUGCGACGAUCUAGAAUUGACAGACGAUCAAAUUUCACUUCCCGGUAGUGACACAUUUACCACGAUCCAUCGAGGGGCGUUUAAGCAGCGAGGAAGCUUAAUCAUCCAUUCAUCGUUAAGUUCUAUGGUGCUGCACUGA
This is a messenger RNA of Stylophora pistillata, 1417 nucleotides long. RefSeq lists its product as uncharacterized. Gene Ontology annotation, molecular function: ATP binding; protein kinase activity. Gene Ontology annotation, biological process: protein phosphorylation. NCBI's taxonomy places the organism in Eukaryota, Metazoa, Cnidaria, Anthozoa, Scleractinia, Pocilloporidae. The record is from RefSeq and is a predicted model, not a curated record.